This is a messenger RNA of Cotesia glomerata, 1283 nucleotides long. Its product is annotated as 3'(2'),5'-bisphosphate nucleotidase 1. Gene Ontology annotation, molecular function: 3'(2'),5'-bisphosphate nucleotidase activity. The coding region runs from base 298 to 1215 and encodes 305 amino acids. The transcript is spliced from 5 exons. Gene Ontology annotation, biological process: phosphatidylinositol phosphate biosynthetic process. Lineage: Eukaryota; Metazoa; Arthropoda; Insecta; Hymenoptera; Braconidae. The record is from RefSeq and is a predicted model, not a curated record.
UUGACAGCAGUUUUUUAGUUUUUUAUCCUGUAGAAUAGAAUGUGAAUCAAAAUGGCGCCUCUUUGAGUUAUAUAUUGAAGUAUUUUUCAUUUCUUAUCUGUUAAGACAGAAACAGUCCGUCAUUGUCACUCAUAAAUUUGUCAUGUUUGACACUCAUAUCAUACAUUAAAAGAUAUCUAUUUUCCUGCUGUAGUUGAUAUUUACGUUAUUGUAAGUAAAAAAUUCAAAUUGUUAAGACAAUUGAUUUACUUUAAUUACUUACAAUUAUAAAAAUUCUUAAAGAGCUGAUUUAUAAAAAUGGCACAGUGUCAUCCACUGGUAACUCGUUUAGUUGCUUCAUCAGUUACAGCAGCAACACAAGCAGGAAAAAUAAUUCGUGAAAUAUUCACGCAAGGGGAUUUAAAUAUUAUUGAUAAAGGAGUAAAUGAUUUGCAAACUGAAGCUGACCGCUCUGCACAAAGUUGUAUUAUAGAAUCGCUGAGCAGACAGUUUCCUGAUAUUACGAUAAUUGGAGAAGAAGGAACAUCCCAAUGUCAAGUCCCGCCAGAGUGGAUCGUCAAUGAUUUAGAUCCAGAUGUGAUGAAAGUUAAACUUCCUGAUUAUCUAGAAAAUGUUUCUCCAAAAGACGUAUGCGUUUGGGUUGAUCCUCUUGAUGGUACUUCUGAAUUCACUCAAGGAUUAGUAGACCACGUGACAGUGUUGGUUGGUGUAGCGGUUGGGAAAAAAACUGUUGGAGGUGUAAUUCAUCAGCCUUACUAUAAAGAUGUACAAAAAUCUUCACUAGGACGUACUUUGUGGGGUAUUGAUAAAGCCGGUAUUGGUGGUUUUAAGCCGAUUCCACCACCAUCUGGCAAACGAAUAAUCACUACUACACGAUCGCAUUCAAAUAAAACAGUUCAAGCAGCUUUAGACGCAAUGGAACCUGAUGAAAUUAUUCGAGUAGGAGGUGCUGGUCACAAAGUAAUGCUCCUGUUAGAAGGUAAAGCAAAUGCUUACGUAUUUGCAAGCUCAGGGUGUAAAAGAUGGGACACUUGUGCUCCAGAAGCAGUGUUAAACGCUGCAGGAGGUACUCUCACAGAUCUCAAUGGUGAUCAUUAUCCGUACAACGCUGAAACUGAACAUCCAAAUACUAAAGGAGUAUUGGCUACAGCUCCUGGUGAACAGCAUUCGUGGUAUCUAUCGCGCAUUCCCGAUCAAGUUAAACAAGAAUUAUAAUUAUAAUUUUAAUUGCAUUGAAAUAUUACAUGAAAUUAAUUAAACUGAAAUGAAGUAUUUUUUAUCAA